GCCCCGACAUGUGGCAGCGCCCCCUGCUGUCCGGCCUUCAUCCAAUCAGCACUGCUUCCUGCAGCUGUGGGAGGACCAAUGGUGUGACAGUGGGCGGAGCCACAACUACACAGCCCUUUAAAUUGGCAAGCUCCAGGGGGAAGAACCUGUCUGCUGCUGGUGAAGGAGCCAUGGUGCUGUCCAUCAUCCUCACUCUUUCUCUCGUCCUCUUCUUCACGGUCUUUAUUCUCCUAUCAUGGUCCAGACAGCAUGGAUACAAGUCACUGCCCCCUGGACCUACCCCAAUUCCUGUGCUUGGCACGCCCCAGUACAUGGACUUAAAAAAUCUCAAGAACUUCAAAAAGCUCAGCCAGGAAUACGGCUCGGUAUACACCAUCUGGAGAAUGUCAGAACCUGUCAUCGUUCUGUGCGGUUUUGAGGCAAUGAAAGACGCCCUGAUAAACCAUGCCGAGCAGUUCAGUGCACGACCGAUAAUCCCAGUAAAUUAUGUCUUCUCCAAGGGAUACGAUAUUGCUGGACCACGAUGGCGCUCCCUUCGCCGCUUCACCAUGGCAUUUCUUAAGGAAUUGGGGAUGGGGAAGAAGACUAUGGAGAUGAGCGUAUUGGAAGAGACCAAGUAUCUCAUCCAGGCUGUAUUGGAGACUGGAGGGAAACCCUUCAACCCAACGAUGAGCCUGUCCUGCGCUUUAGGAAACAACAUCACUGUUUUGGCAUUUGGGGAGCACUUUGAUUACCAGGAUAAAACCCUACAUGAACUUCUCUUGUCUGCGUCCAGAUAUAUAAAAGGGGUCAAUUCUCCACUGAGUACGCUCUGUAAUAUGGUCCCAGUUCUUCUGAAGAUCCCGACCAUCAGGCAUAAAGCUGUUAAAGACAUUCUAUAUAUUGAGACGUAUGUGACAAAAUCUAUAAAGUAUCACAAAGAAAAAUUUAAUCCAAAGUCGCCAAAGGAUUACAUAGACCACUUCCUACUGAAGAUGAAGGAGGUGGAACACGAGCCGGAUCCAGAUUUUUGUGACACCAGUCUCCUCGUGGUGGCUGUAGGAUUUUUGGCAGGAGGAGUUGAUACAACAUCUGCCACCCUAAAAUUCAUGCUAACGCUAAUGGCCCAUUUACCAGAUGUGCAAGCUAAAGUUCAUCAGGAGAUAGAUGAAGUAACCAAGUCCUUGCGUCCUCCAGAGAUCGGGGACAAACCCCAGAUGCCCUUUACAAAUGCUGUUAUCCAUGAAACACAGAGAGUUGUCGACAUUGCACCAACUGCAUUUAUCCAUGCCACCACUGAAGAAGUCAAGUUCAGAGGUUACACCAUCCCAAAGGGAACACCUGUGAUUCCCUUCCUCACAUCCGUCCUGAUGGACCCUUCUCAAUGGGAGACUCCAGAUGAAUUCAACACUGGGCAUUUCUUGGAUGAGGACGGACAGUUCCACACAAAGUUGGCAUGUAUGCCUUUUUCAGUAGGAAAGCGAGCUUGUCCUGGAGAACACCUGGCCACCAUGCAACUCUUCCUGUUCUUCACCUCUCUGCUCCAGAAAUUCACCUUCACCCUUCCCCCAGGGACAGAACGUCAGGACUCAAAAUUCCUGAACUUAAACAAGCAUCAAAUUCUUGCAGCAGGGGAGAUCUGUGCCGAACCUCGUACCUUCUCCAAGUGAUCGCCUGCUGUCCCAGCUGCACACCGUGGAAGAAAUAACCCGUAGAAAAUGACAAAAUACAGACACUAAUAAAAUGUCACAAUGUUUAAAAUC
Bufo bufo (common toad) is the source of this 1742-nucleotide messenger RNA. Its product is annotated as cytochrome P450 2C39-like. The coding region runs from base 9 to 1649 and encodes 546 amino acids. Gene Ontology annotation, cellular component: intracellular membrane-bounded organelle; cytoplasm. Gene Ontology annotation, molecular function: iron ion binding; oxidoreductase activity, acting on paired donors, with incorporation or reduction of molecular oxygen, reduced flavin or flavoprotein as one donor, and incorporation of one atom of oxygen; heme binding. Gene Ontology annotation, biological process: xenobiotic metabolic process. The record is from RefSeq and is a predicted model, not a curated record. The transcript is spliced from 10 exons. NCBI's taxonomy places the organism in Eukaryota, Metazoa, Chordata, Amphibia, Anura, Bufonidae.